AUGUGUUUUUUUCCUGUCUCAGCUCACCACUUACACCCAAUAUCUGCCAUGGCAUCUUCGAACCCUAAUAACAACAACGUCCCCUCCGCACCCUCAUCAUCAGUGCAUGUAGGCUACGAAUCCAAUACCACCUUUGUCCAAGCCGACCCAUCAACCUUCAGAGACGUAGUCCAGAGACUCACUGGUGCAACCCAAGACCCAUCAACCCAAAAGCUCCCAGUCACUGUUCCGGCACGUCUCUCCGGAAAACCUACCUCCGGCGAGAUGGGUCCUCGGAGAUCAACCUUUAAGCUUCAUGAACGAAGACAGAGUGCAAUCAAGCUCGAGAUCAAGCUCAACAAUGGUGGUGGCAAUUCAGUUGGCUUUGGUGGGUCAACUCCAACUUCAGCUAGGCAAAGAGGCUUGCUACGGUUUGGUGGAGAGAUGUUUAUGGUGUCACCUGUAUCACCUCUGGAUCUGUUGGGACAAGGAAGUCCAAGAACGCCUAGAUCACCUCUGGAAGAAGAAGAGAGAGCCAUUGCAGAGAAAGGUUUUUACUUGCACCCGAGUCCACUCAGCACACCCAGAGCGUCUGACCCACCAGAGCUCCUACCUUUGUUUCCUAUUUCCUCACCUAGAGACAAUUCAUCUUCUUCUUAG
Molecule: messenger RNA, 639 nt
Organism: Ilex paraguariensis (yerba mate)
Lineage: Eukaryota; Viridiplantae; Streptophyta; Magnoliopsida; Aquifoliales; Aquifoliaceae
Source: the annotation of a GenBank genome assembly